CUAUGGGAGUUAACGGAGGGAGGGUGAUUGACAGCGCCCAAAAUGGCGGCGCCCAUCGUUAUUCCGGAUACGGGCAGUGUCAGAAAAGCAGUGUCCUUCAUCAACACCAUAGAUACUGGCAAGUUUUCUCGCCUGCUCUCCCGCAUCCUUCAGAAGCUUCACUUAAAGGGUGAAAGUACUUUCACAGAAGAAGAGGAAGAGAAACUUCAAAUUGCAUUCUCAGUGGAAAAACAGGAUCUCCACCUCAUCCUCGAAACAAUAACAUUCAUUUUGGAACAGGCAGUCUAUCACAACUUGAAACCAACCGUUCUGCAGCAGCAGCUGGAGCAUUCCCGUGUGGAUCAUGAUAAAGCAGAAGUGUUUGCCACUACGUGGGCUGCUGCAGGGCCAGACACAGUGGAGAAGUUCAGGCAAAGGAUUUUGUCACCUCAGAAGCUUGAGACGGUUGGAUGGCAGCUUAACCUUCAGAUGGCUCAGUCCACCCAAGCAAAACAAAAAUCCCCUCAAGCUGUUCUGGAACUUGGAGUGAUCAAUCAGGAUUCAAAGAAUAUGAAGAAAGUGUUUGUGGAAUUCAAUCAUCAAGAAUUAUUUGAGUUCUAUAACAAGUUGGAAACUGUACAAGCACAGCUGGAUUCCCUUACAUAAUACUGUUCGAAGACUAAGUUCUCCAUCACAUUCCUGUUAUUUCAAUAUUUUCUAUUAAAGCUAACCCAACUGUAUGCUGGAACUAGUGCUCAGCUGAUGGCUUAUCUCUUCUUUGACCAGCAAUGUACAUUUAAAGAGAACGGAUGUUCUAAUUGAAUGCUUCAGCCCUUCAGUCCUACAGUAUUAAAAAACAUGUGCCUGUACAAAAACAGUUCUACAAUGUAGGUAUGUAUGCCAGGGUAGGGCGGGGAAGGCAAACACUGUAUUGUUUUCCAGUUGUUUUGAAAUGUAGUUAUGCAACUUUAUUUUGUGGGGAAUUGCAUGGGAGAUGGCAAUUUGUAGAAUAUUGAUGAAUGAAAUGAACAUCAACAUUAAAAAGAACAGAAGAAUAUAGUAACAAUAACUAAUGAGACAUCUAUUAAUGUAAAAUGUUGCAAUUACAAUAUAUUAACAAUAACAAAUAAAGAUAAUUUUGU
This is a messenger RNA of Eublepharis macularius, 1121 nucleotides long. RefSeq names its product COMM domain containing 10 (gene COMMD10). The coding region runs from base 43 to 645 and encodes 200 amino acids. The record is from RefSeq and is a predicted model, not a curated record. Lineage: Eukaryota; Metazoa; Chordata; Lepidosauria; Squamata; Eublepharidae. The transcript is spliced from 7 exons.